This is a messenger RNA of Trichoplax adhaerens, 963 nucleotides long. RefSeq lists its product as uncharacterized. Gene Ontology annotation, cellular component: endoplasmic reticulum membrane. Bases 1 to 963 code for a protein of 320 amino acids. Gene Ontology annotation, molecular function: stearoyl-CoA 9-desaturase activity; iron ion binding. Lineage: Eukaryota; Metazoa; Placozoa; Uniplacotomia; Trichoplacea; Trichoplacidae. The transcript is spliced from 3 exons. The record is from RefSeq and is a predicted model, not a curated record. Gene Ontology annotation, biological process: unsaturated fatty acid biosynthetic process.
AUGCCACCGCAAGUACCGUUGACCUCCCUAAUCACUGAAGUUGAAGAUAAAAGUGAGCAAGUAGAAGAGAAAAAAAUUGCGUACAAACGUCAAAUUAUUUGGAGAAGCGUUGUCAGGAUAUCAAUACUACAUAUCUUAGCUUUUAAAGGAGCAUGUCUCGUUCCUUAUGCUCAGACAUGGACAUUGCUUUGGGCGCUGUCGCUAUAUAUACUCGGAGCGCUUGGUGUAACUGCUGGAGCUCACCGCCUGUGGACCCAUAGGACUUAUAGGGCGACGAUUCCAUUACGUAUUUUUCUCAUGAUUUGUAAUUCUGUAGGCCUUCAAGAUAGCAUUUUACAUUGGAGCAGAGAUCACAGAGUUCAUCAUAAAUAUUCUGAGACAGAUGCUGACCCUCAUAACUCUAAGCGAGGAUUCUUUUUCAGUCAUAUUGGUUGGUUGAUGGUAAGGAAGCAUCCGGAGGUUUUGGCGAAAGGAAAAAAUAUCAAUUUACAAGAUUUGUAUAAUGAUAGAAUUGUCAUGUUUCAGCACAGGUACUAUCGUUUGACUCUCUUUCUCUUUUGGUUAUUGAUACCAAUGAUGGUGCCGGUGCUACUAUGGAAUGAAAGUUAUAGCAAUUCCUUUUUUGUAGCUGUUGUUUUUCGCUAUACGGCUCUUCUCCAUGCUACAUGGUCCGUUAAUAGCUUUGCCCACCUUUGGGGAAUGCGACCUUACGAUCGUUAUAUCCAGCCUGUCGAAAAUUGGGCUGUUUCUUUUGCAGCAAUUGGUGAAGGUUUUCAUAACUACCAUCAUACAUUUCCGCAUGACUAUUCUGCUAGCGAAUUUCGAUUUUUAAACUUUACAACAUUAUUUAUUGAUGCAUGUGCUUGGCUUGGUCUAGCUAGUAAUAGGCGUAAAGUAUCCGCAGAAGCGAUUAAGAGAAGGAUUAAUAGGACCGGAAAAUCUAGUAUACAGUUUGAUUAUUAA